Molecule: messenger RNA, 809 nt
Organism: Fomitopsis serialis
Lineage: Eukaryota; Fungi; Basidiomycota; Agaricomycetes; Polyporales; Fomitopsidaceae
Product: magnesium-dependent phosphatase-1
Exons: 9
Coding region: 21-599 (192 amino acids)
Molecular function (GO): acid phosphatase activity
Source: RefSeq, a predicted model, not a curated record
CCUCUCUGUCUGCAACCACGAUGACUUCUAGAUUGCCCAAGCUCGUUUCAUUUGAUCUCGACUACACGCUCUGGGAUCUGUGGAUAGACACCCAUGUUUCUCCCCCACUGCGCCGUGACGGCGAUGCCGUGAACAGCGUCCGCGAUAGAUAUAAUCAUGAGAUUGCAUUUUACCGCGACGUCCCCGAGAUUCUGCAUCGCCUGCGUGCCGCCGGCGUAAUGAUUGCGGCUUGCUCGCGUACAGGAGCGCCUCCCCUCGCUCGCCAAGCUCUGUCUUUGCUGUUGGUCCCCCCGAAAGCCGGUGACAAGCACGCAUCCCCAACUCCCGCCAUCAAGUUCUUUGAUCAACAAGAGAUCUAUCCAGGAUCGAAGAUCGCGCACUUCAAGAAACUGCACCAGAAGACGGGUUUGCCAUACUCUGAAAUGUUGUUCUUUGAUGAUGAGAGCAGGAACAAAGAGGUCGAGUCAUUAGGUGUUACAUUCUGUCUGGUUCCCAGUGGGCUCAGCGAGCGUGUGUUCCAACACGGAUUGGAUUUGUGGAGGAAGCGUCACCCCGCAGAGGUCAUUGAAGACGCUGCAGGUACAGCAGAGGAGGAUUGAUUGUACUAUUCCAUGAACGGCGAAUCACUCCAGGACUUACGCAUACCAUAGACGGGGGGAUUGGUACGAAAGCUGUACACUCUGCAUACUCCUUGGAACGCGUGGCACUGCAUUCCUUGCCCCACUCCGCCUGGCCCCAAAGAGCAAUACGUAUCGGUCCUGGCGCCUGGUUAUCCUCGAUAUAGUCGGCUUCUGUCCCAGUGCUACGGG